GCCUUGGCGGGGACGUUUGCGAGAGAAACCGUUCAAAGAAAGUGAGGGCUAAGGGCCAGGGUUUCGGUACUCGAGAACAUGGGCCUGUGUGGGCCCUCAACCCACACUACUGCCCUGCCAUUAUAUCUUGGUUCUAUCUAUCUACUGACUUUCCAACUGCGACCUUCCCCAUUUUGCACUGGCUCACAAGCAAAUGAGUGACGGACAAUCUCACCUCAAACGGACUGUCACUUCGAGGGACUUACCGAGCUGGAAACACUACACGUAUAUCCUUACUGGAUACCGAAGGCCGCAAGAUUGGAGAGGUUGUGUUCAUUCCAUAUAUGCUUACGUGCAUAACGAAACCGGAAACAUACACACCCACUUAUGGGCCGGUGUACUUUUUCUAUACUUUCUGGUCACAGUGAAUCCAUCGCAACUCACAUCUGGCCGAACGACAUGGGUGGACUCGACGGUGUUUUCAAUUUUCUUUGCUUCAGCCACAUUUUGUAUGCUGGCUAGCGCAAUAUACCACACGUCGCUUGCCCAUCGAUCUCGAGAAGUCUGCUCUCGCUGCCAUGCCUUUGAUUAUGUUGGAAUCAUUGUUCUGACCGUGGGAUCCUUUUGUCCAUUGCUAUACUAUGGAUUCUUCUGUGAAACGGAAACUCUAACGAUCUACGGCUUGAUUGUUCUCUUGAUGAACGCCGCCGGUGUCUUUGUUAUCGUCGAUCCCGAAUACGGAAAACCGACACAUAUUACUCUGCGCACUGCAAUUUUCUUGGGACUAGGAAACUUCGCCAUAAUCCCAAUCAUCCACUGGCUCAUGGUACAUGGAUCAGCGACGACACUUACGGGGAUGGGUGUGAAGUGGUUCAUCUUGUCCGGAUUCUUCUACAUUGGAGGUGCUUUGCUGUAUGCGAAUCGGAUCCCAGAACGCUUCAAUCCCGGUGCUUACGACUACCUCUUCCACUCCCAUCAGAUCUUCCACAUUUGCGUGGCAUUGGGUGCUUAUCUUCACUACGUCUUCAUCUCCGUAGCGCUUGAUCAUGCUUAUACUCGGUCCAAAUGUGCCAUAACCUGAUUUUCCUGUCAAAUCGCUUAUAGUUUGUUCAUACUUCUCUCACCAUUCCAUGUCCGGAAUCUCGAUUCUCCUCGUCAAACCCUCGUCUAAGAUGCUCCGUUCCCUUCGUAUCGUGAAUACGAUUAGAUGGUCGAAAUAGGAACAGCAAACGCCGAUCGGCUAACUCCAGCACAAUGCAACGGAAGGCGGAAAGAGAUACAUGGGGGGCCGCC
Messenger RNA from Marasmius oreades (fairy-ring Marasmius), 1272 nucleotides. RefSeq lists its product as uncharacterized. The record is from RefSeq and is a predicted model, not a curated record. Gene Ontology annotation, cellular component: membrane. NCBI's taxonomy places the organism in Eukaryota, Fungi, Basidiomycota, Agaricomycetes, Agaricales, Marasmiaceae. Bases 194 to 1060 code for a protein of 288 amino acids. Gene Ontology annotation, molecular function: signaling receptor activity. The transcript has 8 exons.